Messenger RNA from Ilex paraguariensis (yerba mate), 501 nucleotides. NCBI's taxonomy places the organism in Eukaryota, Viridiplantae, Streptophyta, Magnoliopsida, Aquifoliales, Aquifoliaceae. The record is from the annotation of a GenBank genome assembly.
AUGGAAACGGGGAUCGGUGGAAGUGGAUCACUACCAAAACCAGGCUUCAAUGAUGUUUUAGCGAGGUAUAACGAAGACUCGUACCCAUCCAUGGUGACACCCAUCAUCAGAGGUGAGGGCCAACUACAUAUGGGCAGCUCUGGAGGGGAUGUCAUUGCCCAACUUAGCGGGCCAUUGGACAAAAGAAAGAAGGGCAACGUCCUUGGAUGGUUGGAUGUAGGCAUCAAUGAUGGAGGGACCACUCAUAGACAGCUAAAUGACGCUAAAGGUGGAGGGGCCAAUAGCCCAGGCGACACCACAGACAAAGAAUUCCUAGGCACUUGCACUGGUGGAAGAAGAUUAAAUGGUUAUGGCAGGAUGGGAAGCAAAGGUAUAGACAGUUCCUUGGGCAUGUUGGGUGACAUUGGUAGAGGAGAGGAGGUAGUAAGUGCUGAUUGUUGGCCGUGUGGGCAACGUCGUAUGAGCAAACCACAUAGGCGAUGCCAUGCAAGGCCUGCGUGA